Molecule: messenger RNA, 2271 nt
Organism: Peromyscus leucopus (white-footed mouse)
Lineage: Eukaryota; Metazoa; Chordata; Mammalia; Rodentia; Cricetidae
Gene: Nodal
Product: nodal growth differentiation factor
Exons: 3
Coding region: 12-1076 (354 amino acids)
Biological process (GO): BMP signaling pathway; SMAD protein signal transduction
Cellular component (GO): extracellular region
Molecular function (GO): type I activin receptor binding; cytokine activity; growth factor activity
Source: RefSeq, a predicted model, not a curated record
UCUAGCCCACCAUGAGUGCCCACUGCCUCCCUAUCCUUCUUCUCCAUGCCUGGUGGGCUCUACUCCAGCCGCGCGCCGCGUCGGUGGCCGCCUUUCCUCUGUGGACACGGGGUCAGCCCUCGUCACCAUCCUCUCUCGCGUACAUGCUGAGCCUCUACCGAGACCCGCUGCCUCGGGCGGACAUCAUCCGCAGCCUCCAGGCGCAAGACGUGGAAGUGAGUGGGCAGAACUGGACCUUCGCUUUUGACUUCUCUUUUCUGAGCCAAGAAGAGGAUCUGGCAUGGGCGGAGCUCCGGCUGCAGCUGCCCGGCCCUGUGGACCUUCCCACGGAGGGUCCACUCACCAUUGAAAUUUUCCACCAGGCAAAGCUGGACCCAGGGCAGGACCCAAGCGACUGCCUGGAGCGAGUUCGGAUGGAGCGGUUCACGAUCGCCCGGUCUCAGGUGACUUUUUCCGCAGACAGCACUGUCCUGGAGGUGACCCGGCCACUCUCCAGGUGGCUCAAGGACCCCAGGGCACUGGAGAAGCAGAUAUCCGGUCUGAAAGGAAAGUGCUGGAAUCGGCCCCACAUCCCACCCCUCACUGUCGCCAGCACCAACGUGCUCAUGCUCUACUCCAACCGGCCUCAGGAGCAGAGGCAGCUGGGUGGCGCCACUUUGCUCUGGGAAGCCGAAAGUUCCUGGCGGGCCCAGGAGGGACAGCUGUCUGAAGACAGGGGCCGAUGGGCCAGAAGGCACCGGAGACAUCACUUGCCAGACAGAAGCCAGCUGUGCAGGAGGGUCAAGUUCCAGGUGGACUUCAACCUGAUUGGCUGGGGCUCCUGGAUCAUCUACCCCAAACAGUACAACGCCUAUCGCUGUGAGGGCGAGUGUCCUAACCCUGUGGGGGAGGAGUUUCACCCUACCAACCACGCCUAUAUCCAGAGCCUGCUGAAACGCUACCAGCCCCACCGGGUCCCGUCCACAUGCUGUGCCCCUGUGAAGACCAAGCCACUGAGCAUGCUCUAUGUGGACAAUGGCAGGGUGCUCCUGGAACACCACAAGGACAUGAUUGUGGAGGAGUGUGGGUGCCUCUGACGGAGCCAGGGGAGUGCUGAAUCAGCUCGCCCUCCACAGUGCUGCACUCCGGGGAGACCCCAUAGUGUCGUCUAUCGGGGAGCAGAAAUGCAAGAAAGGCUCUGCUCGCCAGGGCGGAAGAGGAAGGCCUGCCCCCUGUGCAUACAGGGCCCUGAGACCUGCCAGGCCAGAGGCGACUUCGGGGGAGGCAGGAAUGGGGAAGCCUUGCAGGGGCUGGCUGGGCUCCCUGGAAACGGGGGUUAUGAACUGAGCGAGUGCUUUUUAAACUUUGAAGCCCUUGAGAUGGUGUGCAAAGGCUGGGGUAUAUAUGUAUUUAUUUUUGAGGCCUUCUGUAGCUUUCCUGUGUUCUUCAAAGCGGUCUGUGACCCACUAUCCCUCCCUAAAGAUCGGUAUAAUGUUAUUAGAUUAAAACUAGCCAUUUGGCUCUCCCCGCUUCAAGCUGGGCUAGGGGAACCCCACAACUUUCUGGCUGGCUGGGGCUAAUGUGGCCUUCCUCAGCGGCUCCCUGAUCUCUGCAAAUGAGUUGCCUAAACAAUAAAGCCACUGUCCAGCCUCUCCCGGGGCCAGCUGGUGCCUUUGACCAGAGAGGCGGGCACUUGUCCAAGAGGGACUGGCCAAGGUGGACAAGAUAGAAGCCAGAGCCGUCAGACGUCUGCUUGGCAGACAUAACCCAAGUCUAUUAAAAGUCAGUGACAAUUCACCUCAGGCUUUCAAGGUGUGUUUUGGGGACCUGAGGUUUCCGGUCCAGCCGGGGAUGGGGUUGUGGUCACAGCUUUUCGAAGGGAGGCUGUGUGAUAUGGGAGAACAUUCACUGCCUGGCCUCCUCUGGUGAAAAGAAGCGGCAGAGCCGGAUUCCUUCGUAGGAAGUACCCCUGAGGGCUAGGGAAUGAUUGUGAUUCAGUGGCAGCUACUUGCUUAGUAUAUGAAAGACUCUGGCUAAACCCCUGCAUACCAAAGCUGGGCCUGCGGAGCACACCUUUACAGUGCAAAGAGCAAGAAGAGAGCUCUGUGAACUCAAAGCCAGCCUGGUCUACAUGUGAGCUCCAGGACAGCCAGACGACACAGGGAGCCCCUGUCUCAAAACAGUUAAACCCAGCAUGAAAGGGAGGACCGAGGGUCUUCAACUGGGUUGUCCUCGGGGCCUUCUCCCAUCUUUGAGCCUUUGAGCCUUUAAGCCUUAAAGUAUGAGACUUGC